GAAGAAAUUAAUUAAGUUCCAAGAAAAUGAAGAUGUUUGCUUGUGCAAUUUUUGUGGCUAUGGCUAUUUUUUCAAUACAAGUUAGUGGUCAAUCAAAUAAUUGUCAACAAGUGAUUGUUGGAUUAGCACCUUGUUUGGAUUAUAUACAAGGGAAUGCUACAAAACCAUCAUCAGGAUGUUGCACUCAACUAGCCACUAUAUUGAAAAAUGAGCCACAAUGUUUGUGUCAAGUGAUUAAUGGUGGUGCUUCUUCUUCUUUAGGAAUUAAUGUCAAUCAAACACAGGCUGUGGCUCUUCCCAAAGCUUGUAAUGUUCAGACACCCUCUGUUAGUCUCUGUAAAGCUACUACUCCAUCUGGUUCUCCAGGAUCUUCUUCAGUUGGAUCUAAGGGUGAACCAAGUGGAAAUACAGGAUACACCAUAAAGCUGCCAUACUUUCUCUUGUUUACCCUUGUAGUUGCAGCAUCAUUCACCACCAUCUGAGAUCCACUUUUGUUUGCAGUGUGUUUUGGAGUUUGGCACAAUUUGGUUACGUUACUGUUUUUUUUUGUUUGUUUGUUUACUUUGUUAAUUUGAUGUAAACUUUGUAAUUCACUACGCUAAGGCAGAGGCUUUGAUGUACUUUGUUCAAUUUUGAGAUGUACUGUAUUAAAGAGACUUAAU
Molecule: messenger RNA, 662 nt
Organism: Solanum verrucosum
Lineage: Eukaryota; Viridiplantae; Streptophyta; Magnoliopsida; Solanales; Solanaceae
Product: non-specific lipid transfer protein GPI-anchored 5-like
Exons: 3
Coding region: 27-482 (151 amino acids)
Biological process (GO): lipid transport
Molecular function (GO): lipid binding
Source: RefSeq, a predicted model, not a curated record